Anopheles moucheti is the source of this 339-nucleotide messenger RNA. RefSeq lists its product as uncharacterized. The record is from RefSeq and is a predicted model, not a curated record. The transcript is spliced from 2 exons. Lineage: Eukaryota; Metazoa; Arthropoda; Insecta; Diptera; Culicidae. The coding region runs from base 1 to 339 and encodes 112 amino acids.
AUGUCACACCCACCGGCAGUAUCAACAUUGGGCCAGGAAGGAACGUAUGAUUAUGUCUUUAGUGGGCCCCUGGAUUCACAGGCCCUGUCAUCAACGCUCAAGCUGACCUCACCUCCAGUUCGAGUACGCCCGGACGUCUACCGUUCCCAGUCGAUCGAUUCGCAACGGAGCAGUGGCGUAGACGAUGGGCGUUCGUCAACCGGGACGCGUCAUUCGCCCGGCAGUGGACUUAAGCGGCCAAGGUACAUAGGAGACGGUACCGGUUCUCUCGGCUCACGGAAGAGCGAUCGCUGCGAUGGGGAGGAUGCGGAAUCAUUACGUCAAUUGCUUAUCGAGUGA